UCCAAAUCGGUGGCGGAGGUACUACAUAAGCGCUCUGCGCGUCCUAUAAAUAAGCGCCUCCGUCUUUGUCUUUCCUCUUUCGCAGAAGCAUCCAUCACAGAUUUAUUCUGCAAAAUGGCUUGGGACAGUUCUCGAUCACCCUACGCUCAGAUAUUAAACACGAAUCAUUUGCCAUCCCAUGCACAAAGAAAAGAAAUAGAGACCUUUCUGUCUGAACCUCAGCAGGAGCUCUCUCGAUUAGAAACCGAAAUUUCACGCGUUCAAGUCAUACUGGACGACCUUCAAUCCCGACGAGCUGAAGUAAAGAACUAUGUCGAGACACAUCGUGGUCUGCUUGCCCCAAUUCGUAGGUUGCCAGUAGAAGUUCUCACUGAAAUCUUUGUCCUCUGUCUUUCCGCGGAAAGAUAUCCAGUGCGAAGUUUGAGGGAGGCGCCGCUCCUCCUGACGAUGAUCUGUCGGCAUUGGAGAGAGGUUACACUCAAAUCACCCUCACUCUGGAAUUCGUUGCAUAUUUAUCUUCCUCAGGAUUUGACAAAGGAAGCUAUUACACUCCGGGAGCGAGGUGUGAAUCAGUGGCUAACACGAUCCGGUUCACUUCCGCUCUCUUUAUCCCUGUGCAUCAGUGCAUCCAGAAUUCACCAUGAAAUAGAAAGUCUAGACGUCGACAGAAAAUACUCCCCUUUGUUAGAAAUGUUGAUGUUAUUCAACCUUCGAGUUGCAGAGCUCACGUUAAACCUCGAUCCCCCAGUCUUUCCUCUACUUCAAAAAUUUCUUCCUCGGAAUUUUCCCAAUCUACGCUCUCUUUCUCUACAUCCUAGCGGUUUUUCUUACACGGACAGACAUGAUCCUUUUGCUCGUCAAUGUGCUUCCCUAUUACCCGGGAUGUUGUCGCUUCAAAAACUCAGUAUCGCUGGAACUUGGGACCAACCUCGUUUGCUUGACUGUAUUUGGGCAAAUUUGACCGACCUUACUUUACAUUCAUCGACCGAUGAUUGCUUGGACUCGGACGAUGUUCACCGUGUUCUCGGAAACACCACAAGACUGGAAUCCUGUCAUUUCAGUGUGACGCUGAAAUCAGCGCGCGCGGCCUCACGAACCAGUCUACAACUUAACUGCCUACGCUCCCUGCGGAUCGAUUUAGACGUCGGCGACGAGGAGGAAAUUCUAUUUGAUGAAGCGUUGAAUCAAUUAUUUCAUCCCAUGAUCUGUCCCUCUUUGGCGUCGCUCUAUAUUCACUGGCGGGAAAUAAUGGACUGGUCACUUACUGGCUCUGACGACGAGGAAAUCCCAUUCGCUGGGUUGUUGCCAUCGCUGAGCACCCUGCACCUUAGGUUUCCGAUGGAUUGCGAUAUGUUGACGCAGUGCCUGGUACUUGCUCCAAACCUCACUGUUCUUGAGAUUAUUGAUGUUGGGUAUGGCCUCGUGGACGAGAGACAGCAUAUUGUUGACGAUUCUCAUCUCAGUAAUCUUUGUCCACAUUCUCCCCCUGAGAUUGGGUUGUGUCCCAAUCUCCAAACCUUCAGACUAGUACAGGUUUUUACUAAUCGCGGUGACCUUGAUACGACAGGAGGUGGCGUAUCGGACAAAGGACUGGUAGAUUUCUUGGAACAUAAAUGUAAAGAUAAUCUUCCGGGGAAGAGCUCGAGGCUUGAAUCUUGUGACGUGCUCGUUCUUCAACCGUUCUCAGAUCAUGCCGUGGACAAAAUGAGAAUGCUGCCGCAAAAUGGAAUGAGGUUAUGCAUACGUUACUGCAAAGCCGUUGAAGACGGUGGACUACAUGAUGAUGCAGCAGGCGGUAUGGACUAUCUUCCAGACAUGUCGACGGACUGGGAGGCAUGUGUCAAGUAUGAGCUCGAGGAUGAGGAAGUUGUUCUAAGAUCUACAUUGACUACUAUCAUCUAAUUGUGCUACUUGAGUAUAAAAUACAUCGCAAUUGAUCACAAUGCAGAGGUAAUCGUUAUAAGACGUUGUAUAGGCUAUUAAGUAUUUUUCUUCGAGCGUUGUCGCUUUCCGCGAUGGAGUUGUAUUCUUUGAAUACCUUGUGUAUACAUAUGUAUGGCAUACGAUAGCAGCUCACAGCAGCUAGUACAUUCUUCCCUCAGCACAGUUUGCUCCAAUCCUACUUCCUUAUAUACUCACUGGCCAUCAUGAUCGUGCUUUUGCAUCGUUCAAUUUGGAAUUGUGAACUAGGGCUUGACCGAUCUUAGUCCUGUUUAUUCCAAUAAAAUCGAGGACUAGUAUGCAGGACUUUUUUUUUGCAUGCCCACUUGUAUUGGUGGCAAUCAGGAUAUCUUUCCUUUUGUAAAAUAUAAAUAUGAUCGUCUACGUACCGAAGACUAUGUAAAUAUUAUAGACAGAAGCAUGUGUGUCUUCCAGAGACUGCUUUCCAGCAGCCA
Messenger RNA from Lentinula edodes (shiitake mushroom), 2396 nucleotides. RefSeq lists its product as uncharacterized. The coding region runs from base 115 to 1902 and encodes 595 amino acids. NCBI's taxonomy places the organism in Eukaryota, Fungi, Basidiomycota, Agaricomycetes, Agaricales, Omphalotaceae. The record is from RefSeq and is a predicted model, not a curated record. The transcript has a single exon.